Baudoinia panamericana UAMH 10762 is the source of this 1374-nucleotide messenger RNA. RefSeq lists its product as uncharacterized. Gene Ontology annotation, biological process: biosynthetic process. The transcript is spliced from 2 exons. The record is from RefSeq and is a predicted model, not a curated record. Gene Ontology annotation, molecular function: pyridoxal phosphate binding; L-2-aminoadipate:2-oxoglutarate transaminase activity. NCBI's taxonomy places the organism in Eukaryota, Fungi, Ascomycota, Dothideomycetes, Mycosphaerellales, Teratosphaeriaceae. The coding region runs from base 1 to 1374 and encodes 457 amino acids.
AUGCGUGGAUGGCCAAAUCCUGCUCUAUUCCCCAAGCAAGCCCUCCAAGACGCCGCCAACGCCGCGCUCUCGGACCCUACAACCUCAAGCGAAGCUCUCGAGUACGGUCCCGACCCAGGCUGGGAACCAUGCCGAAAAGCAGUAGCAAACUGGCUUACGGAAUUCUACCGACCCGCCGACCAUGAAGGUGAGUCCUACUCUUCGGAUGUAGCAAGACUGUGUAUCACAGGCGGCGCCAGCCAGAACUUGGGCUGCAUGCUCAGCGUCUACACGGACCCAGAGUACACGCGCAAUAUCUGGAUCGUAGCACCAGCGUACUUUCUAGCCUUUCGAAUAUUUGAAGAUGCAGGGUUUGCGGGCAAGAUGCGAGCGGUGCCGGAAGAUGAGGAUGGGGUUGACUUGACGUACCUGCGGCGGGAGCUUGAGGAGAGCGAACAGAAAGCCAAAGCGGAGGGCAAGGAUAGGCCACGGUACAAACUGGCCAGAAGGCGAGCGAAGGUGUACAAGCACAUCAUUUACUGCGUGCCCACGUUUGCGAACCCGAGUUCGAGAACAAUGAGUUUGCAGCAUCGUACGGAGAUGGUGCGGAUAGCAAGGGAUUAUGAUGCUUUGCUAGUUGCAGAUGAUGUAUACGACUUCCUUCAAUGGCCGGCUGCUGAGCGAAGUGGGCGGUCACUUGACGAUAUGGAGCGAGCGCAUUUGCCACGGCUGACAGACAUUGACCGGGUCAUUGACGGAGGAAGUGAUCGGAAUGGAGCCGAUGGUUUCGGCAACGCUUGUUCGAACGGCAGCUUCAGCAAGAUUGUUGCACCUGGGGUGAGAGUGGGCUGGGUUGAAGGGACGCCCAAGUUCGCUUAUGGGGUCAGUCAGUGCGGCACGACAAGGUCCGGUGGCGCACCAAGCCAACUAACCUCGACCUACAUGACGCACUUACUCACUUCCGGCGCCCUGCCGAAACACAUCCGCCACACGCUCCAACCGGCCUACGCACGCCGCUACGCAAGUCUCAUGAGAGCAAUCGAAACGCAUCUCGUCCCGUUAGGCUUUACUCUCCCGCAGCCCAAUCGCGAAGUAGUGGGAGGUUACUUCGUUUGGCUGGCGUUACCUGAAGGGUCCAAAUGGAAUGCAGACAAGCUAGCGGCGAGAUGCAGGACCGAGGAGAAUGUCAUUGUAGCACCUGGUGGUCUCUUCGAGGUACCCGGUGAUGGUGAAAGGGUGAGCUUUGAAGGCCAUAUCCGGCUAUGCUUUGCGUGGGAGGACGAGCGGUCCCUGGUGGAUGGGGUGAAGAGGGUGGGCAGAGUGGCUGCGAGGAUUAGAGAUGAAGACGCUGGGGAUCAAGGUAGUCAGGGCUUUGAUGCAGACAGCUUCAAGUGA